Guyanagaster necrorhizus is the source of this 5853-nucleotide messenger RNA. RefSeq lists its product as uncharacterized. Gene Ontology annotation, cellular component: cytoplasm; nucleus. The transcript has 7 exons. Lineage: Eukaryota; Fungi; Basidiomycota; Agaricomycetes; Agaricales; Physalacriaceae. Gene Ontology annotation, biological process: phosphorelay signal transduction system; peptidyl-serine phosphorylation. Gene Ontology annotation, molecular function: protein serine/threonine kinase activity; ATP binding. The record is from RefSeq and is a predicted model, not a curated record. The coding region runs from base 175 to 5763 and encodes 1862 amino acids.
CGUGUUCCUUGCCUUCAGCCAUCAUCGCAGUCGUUGGUCACUAUCCCUCAGCGCCCUUCUGUCCUUUCAAUGUCGCCCUGAUCUAUUCUGUCUUCCUGUACUUCAUUUACUUUAUCUCUCUAUCUGUGUCACCGCUCUCAAAUCUUACCUUGCAAUUUCUCCCUUUCCCUUCCAAUGACGGAUUCCGGUACAUCUCGAAGACAGCCCCCCAGUCCUCUCGUUUUCUCUCCAGAAUCUGUCCUGUCGCCUCCCACAGCUCCCGGUCUCAACGCCAGCACGAGCAACGGGACAGGCGGUCCCAACACCGUCUCCAUGCCCUUCGUACGCCGGCAUGUGACCCGCCGUCUCAAGGCUGCCAAGGCGGAGUGCGACAAGGAAUUGCAACGAAUCACGAACAAUAUCACUGCGUUUUUCGAGGAGAGACUUAGAGAGGCGGAUCAUGAAACAGACUACAGAGACAGAGAUUCUCAGCAAGGGGACUAUGAUUCUUACUUCCAUCCCGCUGAUCUUCGUUCUGAUUUUCAGACGGAUGAAUCUAGCUCAGAUGGUGGCUACGAGGCCGAGAUGGAGUAUGGUGGUCGACAUAGCCGUCAACGUGCGUAUCCAGCCGAAGACUUCAUAUCUGCACCUCCGUUGAUGCAUUCAUCUUCCUUGUCUGGCCUUUCUACAGCUUCUACCUCUUCAGUAAGUCCAGGAUCCUUACGGCAGAACAUGUCCUGGGAGAACAGGCCUCUCAGUUCGUCAGUUUCCUCAAGCGGGCUUGCAUCUAGUCCGGCGAACUCGACGAUCGUUCUUCCCGACGCUCCUCUAACUCGCAAGCCCACUACUUCCUCAGCCGGAUCGUCCUCAUGGGCAGCUCAACCAACUCCUUCACGCCGACUCUCUCGCACGAUUCAUAUUCCUACUCGUCCUACUCGUUCCGGUCAAAGCUCUCGUUCCACGUCCCGGUCUCGUUCCCCUUUACCAAACCUCCAAACGCACACUUCAUUUGCUGACUAUGGCUCUUCCUCUACUAACAGACGCUCAUCACGAAUUAUUGUUGACGACCCAGUUGAUCCAAUUAUGACCGCGCUGUAUGAAAUUAUUGCCGUCGCGACCGAUGUUACCGAAAUGUCUAUUGCCCAACUUACGGCACAACCAAAAGCCUGUGAAAGUCUCGUGCAAAGGGUUCAAAAUAUUGGUAGGGCAUGGGAUGAUCAUCCUGACUGGCAUGGCAGAAAUUGGUAUGUACAGGUGCUGCUCGCUAUCGCUGGGCUUAGCCGGGUCGUGGAGUGGUGGGAGGCUGAAAAGCAGUUCUGGAAUUUUGACGACGACGACGAGCUGGAUGAGCCACUGACGUUCGUGAUGAAACCAGCUGACGAUUAUCCCCCUGCACCAACACCAACUGUCAAACGAGAUAUGGAGCUGGAGGGUUUCAAACUCAACCCUGAAGGUGAAGGCAAGCUUCGGUCAUCGAGACCUGCCAGUCAAAUUCGGAGAUCCAGAGACGAGCAGACAAAGGACUUGGCGUUUUUUAGUUCGAAUGAAGCGGCCGAUGCGCACUCUCGAACCCCUUCCAAAGUCCAAGAAAACACAGAAUCGGCGAGGGUUUUGGCGACAGAGAGGCUGCGGUUACAAGCGGAGACAGCGCAGAACCAGAACAUAGUUAUGGAGCUGAGCCUGGAUGGUGAUCACUUUAUUUGGAUCAAUUAUGCAUGGAGUAUUGUUGUCGGCACGGAUCCAGAGGGCUUGUUUGGAACCCGCAUUUCGGUUUUGAUACAUCCUGCGGAUGCUUAUGUUUUCUCGACGGCCACCCAACGCCUCCUCGAGGAUGAUUCCCACACUGUUGAAGCUCAGUUCCGUCUUCGAGUUGAUCGUGACGAUGAUAGGAUCCCUCCCAGCGGUCAAACACUGUAUCAGAAAAUGGAAGGGAAAGGGAUGCUUAUGAUCGACCGCGAUAUUGGAGAGCCAUCUUACACGAUGUGGGUUGUCAAGCCUAUCGCUCCUCCUCGAUACGAGCAUGAUUCUCCAGCUAUCACUCUCAUUGCAGCAGGAGAUAUAGAAUUUGACGACUUGCCAUCGUCAACAGGCCUGGAGACGCCAGCACCUCAGGAAACGGAAUCGAAUGCCAACGAUCUCGAAAGCCCUUUUCCCUUCAGCCAGCCUAUCAGCACAGAUCCCAUUCUUUGCCGCAUUUGUGAAUGCCAGAUACCCCAGUGGUAUUUCGAAAAACACAGCGAGACAUGUGCAGAGACGCACCGACUGGAAGCCGAGAUUUCCGAGUGCAACGAGUCGAUUGCAGAGCUCAGAAAUACCAUCCGAGAUCUAGGUGCGACCUUUGACCGGGACUCGCCUUCAUCCACUCCUUAUUAUCGAGGGAAAGCCGUCUUCUCUCCUUCAACUUCUCCCCUCAUAUCAGCACCCUUACAGCUUUUCCGUGCCAAUAAGCUGCAGAAGAUGGGCGUAAAGAAGAUGCAGAGGAGGUUGUUGGAUCAGCUGGAGGACAUUUUGCAGGUAGCUUCUGAGGUUUCUAUGCCCUCUCUUAAGGAAGAGGAAGCUAAGGAGCCGAUAGAGCGGCAACGAUUACUGUCGCCGGGAUCGGAGAGGAAGAUGUCGCAGGUGAAGAAUUGGUCUAAACCUAUGACCGAAGACAGUGCCUUGGGCAUGUUGGUCCAGGAUGCAGAGAGAGUUAUGAGGCAAAAGAUUGAUAAUGUCGUGAGGAUGCAGAAUAUCAUACGAUAUGCGGAAAAGAUCUGGCAUGAAGCAGAGGAGAAGGUCGGAGCUUAUAUGGCAUCCUUCGAGAGUGACAGUAGCGGGAGCGGUGGCGGAAGUUCCACCAGCGAUGGCGAAGGCGAAGAUGAAGACGGCUUGGAGAACCAAGUACGUGAUCUUGUGAUAUCUACUCGUGGUGGACAGCGAGAGGCAGAAGACGAUCACUCGAGCACAACGUCUGAGUAUGCAUUCCUUGGUGGGGAUAAUAACCAUUCAUCUCCAGAUCCAACGCCCAUGGCAUCCACAUCACCUAUUCCUUUAGCGACUCCCCCCGAAAGCCGACCUGGCUCAGUGCCUAUGCCGCCACCCCUCCCUCCUCGUCAGAUUUUACACACGCGAUCUUCUACACCUUCUUCUAUAUCUUCCCCUCUGGCUUUGGCUGCCCCCAUUGUUGCACAAUCUCUAGAAGAAUUGGUACCCACUAUGGAGCUCGAUCCUGGCCCUCUUACGAUUCAAACGCGUAAAUCAUCUCAGAGCCUGCUGGAGCCUCGUCUUGUUGUUACUCCCCCUGCAUCACCUCAAGUCACCGCCAAAGAUGGUCUUGGUCGAGAACGCUCCAUGAAGCGUGGGCAUCGCCGUCAUUCUACUGUAAAUCAUUCCUCGAGUUCUUCGGGUCCGAUAUCUCCUCGACAGCCAUCGGUUGCCCCUCUGUCUCGGACUUCCCCGGCAUCCAUCAAGGAUUUCGACAUCAUCAAGCCUAUCAGUAAAGGUGCCUUUGGCUCCGUUUUUUUGGCUAAGAAGAAAGUCACAGGUGACUACUAUGCGAUCAAAGUGCUCAAGAAGGCAGAUAUGAUUGCAAAGAAUCAAAUUACGAAUGUGAAAGCUGAAAGGAUGAUUCUUAUGAAACAAGCGGAAUCACCGUUCGUUGCCAAGUUAUACUUCACGUUCCAGAGCAAAGAAAACCUGUAUCUUGUCAUGGAGUACCUGAAUGGUGGUGACUGUGCUGCAUUGAUCAAGUCACUAGGAUCACUUCCGGAAGAAUGGACCAAAAACUACAUUGCUGAAGUCGUUCUGGGCCUAGAGUAUUUGCAUCAACGUGGUGUCGUUCAUCGUGAUCUAAAGCCUGAUAAUUUACUCAUUGAUCAGCACGGUCAUCUGAAACUGACUGACUUUGGCUUAAGUAGAAUCGGUCUUCUUGGUCGGCAAACCCGCGAGAGUCAACCUGAUCGUCUAUAUACGAGAUAUAACUCUCGUUCUCGUCCACCUUCCAUGGAUUCUGCAUACUUGUCAUCUCCGUUAGUAUACGCCGAACCCGGAGGUUCGUAUUUUACGCAACGGGCCCAAUCGAUUUCCCGUGUAGGAACUUCGCCUUAUCUGCCUCCCACAGAUGAUGUCAGCGAAUCAAGCGGAUCGGAAUCUCUAAGCGGAUUUUUACCUCGUCGCAGCGUGAAGAGUGAUAGUCCCCUGCAAUCCUUCGCCACUGAGCUCACGACCGAUCUGCGUUCGCAUUCUAAUUCCAAUUCUACCGGCGGGACACCCCCGGGGGAACAGAAAUUCGUUGGUACACCGGACUAUCUUGCCCCUGAGACAAUUCUAGGUUUGCGUGUUGACGACGCAGCGGUCGAUUGGUGGGCUCUCGGAGUAAUCACGUACGAGUUUUUAUAUGGUAUUCCUCCAUUUCAUGCAGAGACACCCGAGAAGGUGUUUGAAAACAUUCUCUCCGGACACAUCGAGUGGCAUGAGGAGUACGUGGACUUCUCUGAAGAAGCUCAUGACUUUAUGGCCCGGUUAAUGAUCCUAGAUCCCUCCGUUCGUCUCGGUGCGCAAGGUGCCGACGAGGUCAAAGCUCACCUAUUCUUCGAGGGCAUCAUCUGGGACAAGGUAACGACUACUGAAGCGGCAUUCAUUCCUCAGGUUACCGAUCCUGAGUCAACGGAUUACUUUGACCCUCGUGGCGCUAUCCCUCAGCUAUUUCACGAUGACGACCAGGUUGCUAUUGCCGGUCAGUCUGCCUUGAACAGCCCGGUCGUCGAUCCUUCAAUGCCUCCUCCCCCUGUCCCCAUUCCUGUCGGCAACCGUGAUCCCAUUCUUUCAUCCGCGAGCGAUGACUUUGGGUCUUUCAGCUUCAAGAAUCUACCAAUCCUCAAACAAGCCAACGACGAUGUUAUACGGAAGCUCAAGACUGAUCAAAUGGCUCCUCUUGCUCAUGCAGUUUCAGAAACCUCAGGCCUUCAUAACCGGCGGCGCAGUGUUUCUCACAGAAUCAAGAAACCGCCAAGCGUCGUGACAACGGUGGAUCCCAAGGCCACAGUAACCAAUCCACCAUCUCCUGCCACCUCGACUUCGUCCAUAGCAUCUUCACCUUCCCGGUCUUCUCUACCAACUUCAGCGCCGGCGAGCGCGGGCCAUGCCCGCAAACCGUCUGAGUAUGGACCCGUCGACCGCUUCAAACUCAAUCAUAUGGAUGGCCUGGAUCGACGAAAUUCUAUGCCUAGCAGGUUACGCACUGCAUCGGUUUCCAGUGGGGGUGAUGGUUCGGGAUCCGAAACUUGGAAUUCCUCGAUGGGGCCCGGAUCAGUGGGCACACCUCCCUCAUCCGUUCAUUCUAUUGACUUGCGAAAGGGUCCUGAUCCCAGCGAUCGUGCAGUGACCUGUUUGCUUGCGGAAGACAACCCCAUCACAGCCAAAAUCAUCGAGACAAUUUUGAUUCGGUUGGGUUGUCGUUGUGUUGUCGUUGCCGAUGGUUCUGAAGCUAUCAGCGUCGCUAUGGGGGAUAUCAAGUUUGACUGUAUCCUAAUGGAUCUGCAUAUGCCAGUUUUGGAUGGAGAAGGCGCCGCGCGGUACAUCAGAAGUACCAACAGCAAAAAUACCAGCACGCCGAUUAUUGCUGUUAGCGCCUACAGUGGUUCGGACCCAAGUGAUGCCACGCAUAACCUAUUCUCUGGUUUCUUGUCAAAACCAUUGCAAAAAGCUGAUUUAUUAUCCGUCAUGCGCCAACUGGGCUUUAAAACGACCACCAUUCCUGGCGGGCUCGGCGCCACAAAAGUCACUGCAUCUCACAUAAUUUCAUGACCACGACAUAGUCCACGUUCCUUUUUUUUUGCUGCUUCCGUUUGUCCUCUGCGGUUUCGUCCACAGCCAUGCCAAAUCAUCCUUUUUUUU